AUGUCUAUUGGGUUCAGUAACACUAACCUUCACCUGCUCCCCAACUACCAAACUCUAUGGGAAAAUGUUCAAAAAGCGAUUACCGUAGAUAUGAAAAAUAUGAUUUGUAGAUAUAAAAAAUAUGAUUUGUGGUAUAGUGAUAAAAAUUCAACAAUUGACAACAUUUUUUUAAAUCUUUAA
This is a messenger RNA of Caenorhabditis briggsae, 180 nucleotides long. The record is from RefSeq and is a predicted model, not a curated record. NCBI's taxonomy places the organism in Eukaryota, Metazoa, Nematoda, Chromadorea, Rhabditida, Rhabditidae. Bases 1 to 180 code for a protein of 59 amino acids. The transcript has a single exon.